Molecule: messenger RNA, 1317 nt
Organism: Erythranthe guttata (spotted monkey flower)
Lineage: Eukaryota; Viridiplantae; Streptophyta; Magnoliopsida; Lamiales; Phrymaceae
Product: putative carboxylesterase 9
Molecular function (GO): hydrolase activity
Source: RefSeq, a predicted model, not a curated record
UCGAUUUACAUUUCUAAAAAUAUCAAAAGAUAUAUAUAUUUUUUUAAAUAAUAAUAGUAUAAUACCAUCAAGACAUUCUAAGACAGAGGAAAAUGUGAUUAGUAACUAAUCCCACCCUUCAAAUAGUAUUAGUGUGUUAAUCACCACUGAUUAACGAAGUUUAAGACGGCCCCUUAAUUUCCCCAAUUAUUGAGGGGGAAAAUUACCAGUUUAAAAAGAUGAAGAAAUAUAAUUUAUAAAAUAGUGAAAUAAAAUUUAUUUUAUUUAUAUAAUAAAAAAAUAAUGUCAAAAUUCGACCCUUACGAUCACCUGAAAGUUUUCCCCAAUCCAGAUGGUUCACUCACGCGCUUCCUGAAGCUCCCGAGCUCCACCGCCACCGGCGACGUCGACGGCGACGACGGCGGCCAAGCUCAACAACACGCCGUCCUCAGCAAAGACAUCACACUGAACGCCGACAAGAAGACAUGGAUGCGGAUCUACCGCCCGGCGAAGCUCCCCUCGUCCGGCAAGCGCCUCCCGGUGAUACUCUUCUUCCACGCCGGCGGCUGGAUCCAGAUGAGCAUCUCCGACGCAUUGAACCACGAGACCUGCAACCGCCUCUCCGCCGACGUAUCCGCCAUCGUCGUCUCCGUCGAGUUCCGGAUCGCGCCGGAGAGCCGGCUCCCGUCGCAGUACGACGACGCGUUGGACGCCGUCCUGUGGGUGAAGAGCCAGGCCGGCGACCGCGACCGCGGCGAGAGGUGGAUCCGCGACCACGGCGACCUAGAUCGGUGCUACCUGUACGGCGUGAGCUGCGGCGCCAACAUCGUGUUCAACACGGCGCUCCGGAUGAUGGAGAUAAAGCCGCCGCCGAUGAGAGUCGCCGGCGUCGUACUCAACCAGCCGUUCUUCGGAGGGAAGAAGCGGACGAAGAGCGAGCUGAAGCUCGCCACAGAUCCGUAUUUCCCGCUGCCGGUGAUCGAUCUGCUUUGGGAAUUGGCGCUUCCGCCGGGUACGGAUCGGGACCACCGGUUCUGCAACCCGUUCGUUGACGGGCCGAUGAAGCAGAAGGUGAAGAGUUUGGGGAGGUGUCUGGUGAUAGGGUUCGGCGGCGAUCCGCUAAUCGAUCGGCAGCAGGAAUUUGUGCAGAUGCUGGUGGAGCAAGGGGUGCAGGUGGAGGCGCGUUUCGACGAUGUCGGAUUCCAUGGAAUUGACAUGAUCGACACCAGAAGGGCAACCGCCAUUCUUAAUUUCAUCAAGGAGUUCGUCGUUUGAUUUUUAUUUAUUUUUUUAUUUUAUUUGUUUUUUUUAGUAAUAUUUAUUUUCUUUUUUGGAUUU